This is a messenger RNA of Venturia canescens, 7102 nucleotides long. RefSeq names its product DBB domain-containing protein stumps (gene stumps). Bases 654 to 4793 code for a protein of 1379 amino acids. The record is from RefSeq and is a predicted model, not a curated record. NCBI's taxonomy places the organism in Eukaryota, Metazoa, Arthropoda, Insecta, Hymenoptera, Ichneumonidae. The transcript has 13 exons. Gene Ontology annotation, molecular function: transmembrane receptor protein tyrosine kinase adaptor activity; fibroblast growth factor receptor binding. Gene Ontology annotation, cellular component: cytosol.
GGACGAAAGCCAACCUCGGACGGUACGGUGAGACCGAGAAAGAUUGACAAACAGGCAUCGGUGCGUAGUAACCCGUCACAUGGCAGAGCUUGCGGACGACCGAGAGAAGAAGCUAAACAGUAAACUAACGCACGAGAGAAGAGCACGGAGAGCGAAAGAGAGGGAGAGAAGGAGAGAGGAGAGCCCAGAAAGAGAAGGAGAAAGAAGAAGACAGCGAACUCAAACGGAAUCUUUCCUCUCUUCCGUCUGCUCUGUUGCUGUUGGCCUUCUGGUCUUGCUCGAAGCUCGUGCUUGUGCCUCGCGCUGUCAGUUCACCGUGCCGUGUCGUGCCGUACCGUACACCAGCGACAUGCACUAAUCGGGCUUCUAAAAACUCCGUUUCUCUUGCGAAACGCACGCGGCAUUUGGUGGAAAACGAGAACUAAGUUCAUCCGCAGUGUCAAAAUCCUGCGUCGAAGGGGUCUCGCGGGUUCGGGAGAAGACGAUUGUCCGAGGGUUGUCGCGAAGGGAUGACAUCGGCGGAUCGAUCGAGCCAGUUAAAACGACUUGCAGUGAUGGCCACGAGUCUUUUGUGUGGAAUAAGUGAUUUUCAUUGUUCGCGCCGAUCAAACGAGGGGCUAUGAUUCCAAUUCUUUGAAGCAUCAGAAACCAUCAUGGCUGUUGACAAUCCAUCGUACUUCUCGCUGACGGGUGGCGGAGGCGCGACCAGCGGCAAAAGUUCGUUGGAUCGGAUCGGGAAUUCGAGUGGAAGGGUUGCCCGGCCAACUGGUCGAUCCGGGAGCGCUCCAGGAGCCGGGAACCCGCGAACAUUCGCGGCGUUUUUUCGGAAGCGUGGAGGUAAUUCGAGCAUGGGUGUGACGACGUCGUCCUCGAGCGUGAUAUCGGGAUCGACGACGAGCACGUUGACGCAUCACGAGAGCGACCGGAGUUUCGGAUCGUGUUCGACGACGACCGGGGCCGAGGAAACGACCGGAAUGCUGACGAAAGCGUCGAACUUUGGUAACGGCACGAGCACCAACGGCGGCCGGAAGAGCUUUCGCAGUUUGUUUCGAUCGAUGAGCGCCAACGCGGAGAACGAGAAAACCCGACAGAUAUUGAAAGGCGAUCCGAGACCGUCGGACGUCGCACCACCCUCGCCUUAUCUGCCCCAUCGAUCCCACUCCCAUUCGGAAAGAGAUCGCAGGCACAGGCCAACGAGGAGAGUGCUGAAAUCGGCCAGUGAACUGCUCUCGAACGACAUGAUUUACUGCGGACUUCCCGGGGAAGAAAACAACCGGACGAUCGAACGAAACCUUCGAAUAAACGGCCCCGGGCAUCCGGACGACGAGGACGACGACUCCGAAAGCGCCGAAGUCUUCCUCGGCAUCGAUGACGCUCGAUACUACAAUCUUUCCGCGUCUCAACCGCACCACAACCUCCCCGAAACCGGCCCGAGACGACAUUCAAUCGGUACUUUUCUCGGAGGUAAAGAGCAUCGCGCCAAUCCUAUCACACGCACCAACAACCCCCCGACCAGCUUUUCCAUCAAUUCGACCAGGAUACGAGUCCAAACGGAAGGCUUCAUCAAAGAGCCCGAGGAAAUGGCGCCGCCGAUACCGACCAUCGAUCAAGUCGAUGCUUCCGUCGGACGAAACAACGCGGUGGGGAAUCGAAGGUGCAGAAAGCACAGGAACGCAGCCAGGAAGGGUUCUCGUGGACGAACAGGUGGAGCACAAUCGAAAUUGGAGUCGAAUUCGAAUGCAGGAGUGAACGAGGACCGGGAUGACGUCGUAUUCGUAUCGAGCAAAGAGAGCGAAGCAUCGGCGUUGUGGGUGAACUAUUUGAGCGCCUGUUUCGAGCAAAUAAGCCGGCAGCAGGGACGACCGCCUUUUUCCGUGAGACACGUCACCGUCGAGGACUCGACCGCAACGAGCUCGUCGAUACACGAAAAAAUAGGCAAAGCGAGAUUACAAAUCGUGGUCGUUUGUCCGGGGCUGCUCGAUCGCGUCGCGACCAGACCCGAACAAGCCGCCAACCUCGCGAGACAAUUGUCUCCGGAAAGGGUACUCGCAAUGAUGCUCGGCGUCCACGACGCUCACUUGACCGAUAACCACAGAUCUGCUCUCAUAAAUUAUGCCUUGUGGAGAAAAUUCUUCGUCAAGGAUCAGGACGAAACUUUCGUCGGAGAAUUCUUGGGCGCGGCCGUUGCCAUCCUCGGUACUACCCCGGCUCCUGCUCUCAGAAACGACAAAACAACUUUUUCCGUGCAUCCGAAAAAAGUCAAAAUGGGACAAAAUCGCGUUCUGGUCAUAUUGAACGAUCCCCUGAGACCGGAAGACAACGUAACGGUGAUAGUCGACCGUUGUGGCGAGGCGAUAGAGAUCACACACGUCAAGCGAAGGAACGCCUACGUUCUACAGUUCUCCAUACCCGAUCGAUGCCUCGAGGUUUCAAUGCUCGUUGGAGUUCGAGUGAUGAUCAAUGGCUGCCCACAGGGUGUGAAGCAAGUCAAAUGUGAGAGUAGGCUAAGGGAACUCGAUCAGAUUCUCAGGGCUCAUGACAAUCCUCUUGAAUUUAUGUGCCAGACUUUUGGUUUCAACCCCGGAGACCGUGAACAAUUGGACAAUUGGAUGGUGAAUGCAUUCCAGAAGAAUUUGCCGCCCAGAUUCGAUCUGUUGUCAACUCCGAGUGGAGCUGCACCGCUGCAAAGAAAUCAGACAAGUCCCGAAGAGUAUCCAACCUUGCUACAUUUCGCGGCGCGUUUCGGCCUCGAAAAACUCGCAUGGCAAUUGCUGGAAUGUCCCGGUGGAGACGUCGCCUGCGACAUCAAAAAUGUUGCUGAGCUGACACCUGCUGAUCUUGCGGAACAAUCCAAUCACACGCGAUUGGCGCAUCAACUCCGUGGCUACAUGCAAAUGAACGAGUUUACGAAUAUGUACAGCUACCUCAAAGUCAUCAGCGAAUCGACCUCGAACCCUGGAGCAGCCAAUGAGAGCGCUCCGUCGAUAAAUUGUGGAAAUUCCGUAUGCAGUGAGAACGAAAACGACAAAGAAGAUUAUUGCCGACCCCGACCACUGAGCGAGGCUUAUUCGGUGCCACCGGCAGCCCGACCGAUAACAGUUUCGACGUCAAUGAACUUCGUCUCACCACCGCAAUUACCACCACCGAAUCCAACGACCUCGCCGACUCCGUGCGAGAUGAAUUACUCCGUUCUGCCACCCCCGACCCCGGUCCCGACCGCGUCGACCUCAUCGGCAUCGAAUUCCCAAAGCAACGGUUUCGACCUUCCUCUGCAGGGUUACCUCAAAAUGCAUCCUGCCGGUCCCAAAACUCCGAGUCCAACGGGCGGCUCGUGCCCGGUUGCCCUGACAGGCUCGAUGACCUCUCUGCGUUCGCAAGGGACGAAUCACUCGUCGACGUUGAAACGGGAGGACGGAGCGUCGACGCCGACUUCCGGCCUGUCGAGAACGGCCUCCAGUUCAGGCUCCAAGUCUCGAGAAACCUCGGGUCCCCAGGACGAACUCCUCGAGAUCAUAAACGAUUUUAAAAACAACGUUUUUACGAUAUCCGAGGUCGAGAGACUCGUCGAUAAUUGGCGGAACCGGAACGACGUGCAACAAAGCUUCAAGGACAAACAACGACAGCUGACAGCUAUGAGGGACGAGUAUGAAAGAAUACAAAAGAGAAUCAAGGACGAAAUGAAGGCACCGACACCUUUCGACAGAAUCAAAAAAUUCUUCACCAAAACCAAAAAAGACACAAAGGACUCAUCGGUUCAAGGUGAAGACGCAUCGUCGACGACGAGCAAGGCCGAGAGUGCGAACGGGAGUUCGGGCGAUCGGCGCCCAAUGAGCAGUCUCAGUCUCCACAGUGUAUCAAGUUCCUCGUCCUCGGGUCGAAUGAGCAUAAUAAGCGGCUGUAGCGGCACGAGUCUCGGGGACAGUGGAACCCACUCGGACCCCGAGGACCGUCGAGUUCUGCGAGGCUCGCGGGAGGACAAGGGCGGAGUUAUGGCGUACGAAAUUCCACCAGCUCCGAAACCCUUCACCGGAAGAUAUUCCCCGAUGCGUUAUACGGCUUCGCCGAGAUGCCUGUCGACGAACAACGAGCACGACAACCGUCGAGCGAUUCCGGGCUCGCAGCCUCCCGAAGGCAGCGAGUAUUACAUCGCGUUUCCGGUCUCGGGACUUCCGAUUCACUCUUUCCAAGCUAACGGUUUGCCGCUGGAGCCAAAAACCCCGAGCUCGCCGUGCGACCAUCCGAUUUACCUCGAUUUAACUGACAAAGUGAACGAGAUACCGGAAGUGUCUGAGAAGUGCGAAGCCGCCGGGGAGUCCCGAGAUUCGACGACCCCGCUGCCGCCUCCGCCGCCGGGAAUGUGUAUUCCGUUCGACUACGUGAACUUUUCGCCCCCGAGCGAGCCCGUGAACGAUCUCGGGAAAUCUACCGCUUCCGAGGCUCGAACGAUCGAAGAAAACUCCAUUUCCAACGAUCUGACGAGUCCCGAGCCGCACGAAACGAACGCGACUGAGAUGAAUCGACACUCGGACAGUCCUUCCAAGGACAAAGACCACGACGCGUCCCGAACGAGGCAACACGACGGUGCUGGAAAUUCCGAAGAUUACGUACGUUCCGAUUCGAUCGCGAAUGACAAUUCAAUCGGCUUCGACGUUACUGACUCACCGAGGCUGCCGGAAUACAUGAAUAUUGCCAUUCCCACCGAACAAGAAGUCGCGAAAAUCAUCGCUGGACUCCCCCAAAAAAUACCUGCGCCGCCGGUCCCACCGCGCGGCGAAUCUUCGCUCGCGCGAUAAACCAGCAUCCUUUCUCGCUUCGGCGGUUCUCACCCUCGAGAAACUUUCUUUGACGUUUGCUUUUCCCAAUUUCGUUCGUUCGCACUUUUUCUCACCGCACACGGGAAGAAAAAAUAGUAAGAAUUACUAUGCUGCCAUGGUAUUAUUGGGUUUCUAUAUCGCUCAUUUUCACGGUUUUUACCAAAAAUAUUGUUACUUCCAAGUCAAUUGCGAAUGAAAAUUUUUCGACUGCGUAUUUCGCUGUGACAAAGGUUUAAACUGUGCUAUUUUUUCCUAACAUAGUUCACCAAGGAAACGUUGUAAAAUUUGUGUUGACUCGAUGAUAAACUGUCAAGUUGAAUUAUUGUGCCGUUUUGCUAUACUUAGUGCUGUUUUCACAAUUUAAAUUUACAGGUGAACGCAGUCAAAUUUGAGGAGCUCGAACACAAGCAUCGAUCAUACGCCAAAGUGUUUGGAAAUUUACUAUGAUGAAUAACAGAAUUUCAUUCGCGAUUGUACGAUAAUAUACCGGUAUACGUGUGUACCGAUGUAUUUAUUUUGACAUCACUCGACAAUUUUCAUCGAGUCGCUUGACAAAAAAUUAUUAUGUAUGUUCGUAAGAACGAAUAAAUAUUACCGAUAUAAAACCCUACUUCUACGGCGCCAUAGUAGUUUUUAGUGAAAUUUUCUCUGCGUGGAGCUUCGCGAAUUUAUGACCUUUCUUGACCGACGAAAGAGUAAAAAAUAAACGGAAAAAUCCGAGUAAAUAGUAUGGCGGAUCGACGAACGAACGAAAGGGAAGAGAAAAAGAACGUGAAAGUGAUUCACUGCACGGAGCCGGACAGAAAUAUGAUGAGAAAUGACGCGAAAGGUCUCAGGAAACGUUCUUCAUAAAGAUGUCGUAAAAUAUGAAGAUUUUGAAAUGACAUUUAAAAAAAAACUUGUUAGAAUUGAAAUAAGUGAAUAUUCUGGUAUCGUAGAAUUUUUGAAAAUCUAACCAUUUUUCGUCCACAUUUAUCGUGAAUUUUUGUCGUUGCACCGUGCCUUUCAAAUGAGAAGAAAAAGUUUUUCAAACUCGUGUAAAUAGUAUUCGAUGAUUCGCCAUCGAGGAAUUGUCGACUGACCGAGUAUGUUGAGAAUUUAUAUCUCUAUUGGAGACAUAUAUUGCCUGAGUCAACUACUCGCUUAUUAAGAAUGGAAAAAAAAAAAAAAACGCCAAAAAGAAACAAAACUCGGUCGUACAGUCACUAUCAAAAAGCCGGACACAAGAAUCAGCCCUUCUGUCAGUGAUAUUGAUCUUCUUCAAGGUUUUAUUGAUUCCAACCUCAAAGUAAAAAACACACCGAAGAAAACGUGAGCAGAAAGAUUUUCUGUCUGAAACAAACGAGUCGAAAUUUUUUUUGAAAUUCCGCUGUGUCCGCGUCAAUGCCAUUAAAGGUUUGGUGAGAGAAAAGGAUUUUUUUACUACUCAACACUUUUUGGUCCGACUGUACAUCCUGGAAAGCGAUAGUGAUUCGGGCGAGUUGAUAGAGCUAAUUACAGACGAAAAAUACGAAAGCUAGGCAGCACCAAAACUUCCAAAAUUUUGUACAGUCCUUGUAAACUGUGUCCUCAUUAAUUAUUAUCAACUCUGUUGAUAAAGGUCUAUCGCCUUAAAUACGUUUUCUAUAGAAUUACACAUUUUUCAUUCUACUCUGCAAUCUACGCACGUCCGUUUAAAUUACUGUCAAGUAUUUCGAUAGAUUUAUUUUUUAGUGAGGAAUCUCGCGGUUGUCCGCACGAGGGACCGUGAAAAUACAACGAUGAAACGUCCAACCUUGUGCCCGAUCGACGUCUCGUCGAAUACAUCCAUUUCCGUCGUGGUUUUUUUGUGACUCGUCAAACGUUGAAUGCUGCAUAGUCUAUAUAUAAAUUUAAAGAAGAUUAUAGAGUAUUAUUAUUAAUAUUAUCAGACGAUAAAUAAAAACGGAAUUAAUCGUCCUUUCAACUCCUCAAUUCGAUGCUCUGCGUGUAGCAUAACGACGAAACUUCAAACGAGUAUUCGAUAAUCACAAUUUUUACAUCCUCGUCACUGUUUAUUUUGAACGAAACUCUCCAAGGAUUCGUUCGUCCCAGAACUCUCGUUCUUCGUGGCUAACAUCAAUUUUCUACGCUUCUGAUAAACGUCGGUGAAACGUCACUUAAUUUCUCCAUUUAUUCUCUUUCCUAAAUAUAUAGUUGUAUACUUCGCAUGUAUUUUUAUACGCACGUGACAGUUGGAAAAUACUAAAUACUUUGAUGUAGCGUCGCUGUAUGUAAUCGAAGGAAUAAAACGAUCGAUUGUAAAGGCA